Rhopilema esculentum is the source of this 676-nucleotide messenger RNA. Its product is annotated as meiosis expressed gene 1 protein homolog. Lineage: Eukaryota; Metazoa; Cnidaria; Scyphozoa; Rhizostomeae; Rhizostomatidae. Gene Ontology annotation, cellular component: nucleus. The record is from RefSeq and is a predicted model, not a curated record.
UAGCUAAAUAACCAUUUUUAGUUAAGCCUCUUUUUGGCACUGUUUCCAAGGAAACAAGUUGUUAUUCUCCUUUAAAUAUUCGAAUCCGUUUAACCGAAGCAAGGGAAGGUGCAUAAGCGCAGAUCGGAGAACAUUUUAUUUAGAAGCAGAAUUAUAACAGAGCUAGUUUUCUGUAGCUUUGUCAAGCAUGAGUAAGCGGACACCCUCUUCGAAAUCAUUAGCCAGAACCAGAAUAUCAAGGGGUUUCUCCUCACCAUCGGCAAUGUCCUUUGCACCUCAACCAAAGUCUGUGUUAAGACCAAAGUCAUGGACUGAUGAAGUAGAAGAAGCUUAUAGAUUUCAAAUUGCUGGGUAUAGAGAUGAAAUUGAGUACAAGGCGCUGCAAAAAGUUGAAGCAGUUGACAGGUGGCCAGAUUCCGGUUAUGUGAAAAAACUUCAACGAAAAGAUGGGACUUUCUACUACUAUAAUAAAAAAAGAGAAUGCAGGGACAAAGAUGUUCAUCGCAUGAAAAUAUAUGCCUAUUAAAUAGCAUGCUAAAAGUGUUGUCUUCUAAAGUUUUUUAGGUUGUCUGCAAAUAGUUUUAUCUCUCUUAUCAUUUAUUUUAAAGCUUGUAAAUUUGAUUUAUCAAUAUGGUACUUAAAUGUAUGCAUGUAUUAUCUCAAAUUUAACUGUUUA